AUGUCUCAACCAAAUGAGCCUCAACUUCUGGUCAUCGAGGUAGUGAGAGAGUUCCCCAAUAUCUUUCCAGAUGAGCUACCUGGUUUACCCCCGAAUAGAGAGAUUGAGUUCCUAAUAGAUCUUAUACUGGGAAUGACGCCAAUCUCCAAAACACCCUACCAGAUGGCACUUAUAGAGCUCAAGGAGCUUAAGGAUCAGCUGCAAGAAUUAUUGGAGAAGGGCUUUAUUUGCCCUAGUCUGUCACCUUUGGGAGCACCAGUCCUCUUUGUUAAGGAGAAAGAUAGAUCGUCGCGCCUUUGCAACGGUUAUAGAGAACUAAACGGGGCGACCAUUAAGAAUUGGUACCAAUUACCUCUGAUCGAUGAUCUAUUUGAUCACUUCAAGGAGUACAGGUGGUUCGAGCUGAUAAAGGAUUAUGACGGUGCCACCAACUACCAUCCUGGCAAGGCUAUUGUUGUAAUAGAUGCCCUCAACAGGACGUUUUCUUCUGGUACCCUUGCGAGCAUGUAUACCCCUAAGAAAUUUAUUCUCCUAGACAUGGAGAAGCUAGGAGUGGAGAUGAUGAGGGAUGUACAGGUGAGGUUAAGUACCCUGGUUCUUGGUCCGACAGUAUUGGACCAGAUUGUUUCUGAAGAUGGGUCCCUGCGAUUCAAGGGGAGACAUUGCGUACCAACAGAGAAAGAAUUACGGGAUCUACUAUUGAGGGAGAUGCACAGGUCCUUAUACACAGUGCAUCUGGGUAGCACCAAGAUGUAUCAAGACCUGAGACAACAUUAUUGGUGGAGUUGA
Juglans regia (Persian walnut) is the source of this 789-nucleotide messenger RNA. RefSeq lists its product as uncharacterized. The record is from RefSeq and is a predicted model, not a curated record. NCBI's taxonomy places the organism in Eukaryota, Viridiplantae, Streptophyta, Magnoliopsida, Fagales, Juglandaceae. Bases 1 to 789 code for a protein of 262 amino acids. The transcript has 2 exons.